AUGAGGAAAAUUUCAUUCGAAUUAUCAAUUUUGCUUUUAGUUUUAGCUUGCUCUUGUAAUUGCUAAUACAUAUUUAACAACUGUACAGACAUUAAUGAAUAUGAAGUAUGCCAAUAAUAUAAAAGCUGUUAAUGGGUCAAAAAACCAGAAUACAAUUUUUGCUACUCUGCUUGUUAUGCAACAAAAUUCUAAUAAGAAUGUGUUGCUAAUUCCCUAUGUACUUGGGUAAAUUAGUAACCUGCUUAAUGUAUUUCUAAUCCUUUAUCCUGCCCAGCAAAUGCUUCUGAUUAAGGUUGUAAUGCUGAUUAUUGUACUUUUACUCCUUAAAAAUGCUCAGCUUAACCCGAAAAGUGUCCUUCAUUUACCACAGCUGAAUCUUGUGGAACAACAUAAUGUACUUGGUAAGUUAGUAAUACUUGCAUAUACAAUUAAGCAUCUAAUCAAUGUGCAAAUUUAAUUGGGGAUUAGUGUGCUGGCCCUUACUGCUAAUCUGUGCAAAAAUGUGUAAAUAAAACUCAAAAAUAAAUGAGAGGAUCUUUAAUUUCUGAUGUUGAUUGUAGUUCAUUUAAUCCUUAGGAUUGUGCUAGUCAUCCAGAAUGCGAGAUAUCUACUUCAUGCGUUGGUGUAACUACUUAAGAUUAAGGUUGUAGUCUAUCAAAAGAUCAAAAUUCUUGUUCUACUGGAUAAUCUGCUAAUUUUUGUACUUGGCUUUCUGGUACUUGCAACACUAACCAAGCAUAUUGUACUUCAAAUUGUGAUUUAGAAUACUGUAAAGUUGAUUAACCAUCUAACUGUAAAAUUAACCCUAAGUCAACAACUUGUUCAUCAUAAUCAAGAUAAUCUUGUACUACAGGAGUCAAUUAUAAUUUCUGUUUGGUCUAAGAAAUAGUUCCUGCAGUAUGUAAACCAAAGGAAGAAAUUUGUAGUUUUAGUUAAUCUGAAGAUUCAUGUUAAACAACUCCUUUUGGCUGCUUAUACAGAUAGGUAGGAGUUUGUACUUUCGUAUCUGAAGUCUAGCAGUCAGCUAAUAGCAGAGUUUUAAUUUAUAGCUUUACUCUUUUAGCUUUCUUACAAAUCAUUUUCUGA
This is a messenger RNA of Tetrahymena thermophila SB210, 1086 nucleotides long. RefSeq lists its product as hypothetical. The transcript has a single exon. The record is from RefSeq and is a predicted model, not a curated record. Lineage: Eukaryota; Ciliophora; Oligohymenophorea; Hymenostomatida; Tetrahymenidae.